CUAGUCAGCAGCAAGAUACAUGAUGAAGAUGAUUGGGAUCAGAAAAUCUUGCCAGAGAGUAGAUCUCUUCUGCGGAGAGUUGAAGUGCAAGCUUGUGAACAGCAUGAUGUUUGUUUGAAUGACACCCUAGUAGCUGUUUGCUUGCUUUGAUAAGAAAAGUGGGUAGAGGGCCACUAUCUGGGGGACUCUGUACCGCACUGAUAAGAAAUGGAUUUGCAGCUAAAAAUAACAUUUUUCCCACCAGGUGGAGCUCCCCACCAAAAAUAGACUGGAUUUUCAGUUGCAGCUAACGAGGUUCUUGUCAACCCUUUUUUUACAGAAUGCAUUGAUAAUCGUCAUGUUUUCUGUUUUGUUUUGCUUUGCUUUGUUUCUUUGUUUCUUUGUUUGUUUGUUUGUUUCGCUUCGUUUUGUUUCGUUUCGUUUCCUUUUUUGAACUUGUUUGUUUUGGCGGACCAUGUAUUUUUGUGGCGAGAAAUGUGGGCCUGUUUGCUAUUAUCAUCUUCCAUCUUCUGUGCAACUCAGUCAGGGAGCACACGCCAGCAAAGCGAAUCUGGUCGCCUGUCAGUGGGAGAACAUGGGGGUUCAGGCAUCGUCCGGUCCUCCAAGGGUGAGGCCCCGCAGUCCGACGACUCUUCCGACGAUGAAGACAGCCCUUCUGGAAAAGGAGCAGGAGGGGAUGGCAGAAGAGCAGCAUACAAUGCAGCUGACUAUGACCAUUUGGAGGUCGGUAACUUGAACACAAAACUUGUCAACACCAUCGCCGCACUGUCUGGUCCUCCACGGCUUAUUAUGGCUUAAUAUGGCUUUUGUGAAAGCGAAUAAACUGCCAGGAUUAUG
This is a messenger RNA of Chara braunii, 837 nucleotides long. Lineage: Eukaryota; Viridiplantae; Streptophyta; Charophyceae; Charales; Characeae. The record is from the annotation of a GenBank genome assembly.